UUAGUGUGUUAAUUGGUGCUAUACGAGCUCUUUAAUCAGUUUCCAAAUGUUCCUUAAUGAAGGGAUCUUUUCAUUUACCCUCGCUCCCCGAAGCGCUAGGAAGGAACUCUACCACUGAACUAUAUCCCCGGCCCUCGAGAACUUUAAACCUAAGGGAAAUACGAAGUAUUGAAGCCCACUUUCCUCCCCAGCUCCCAGCCAGGGCGCGCUCGGCUCCCCCUUCUUCUCCGCGCGUCCCGCAGGCCUCUCCCCGCCCUGUCGCCUCUCCCGCGGGAAGAAGGCCCUUCUCUGUAACACACCGCUUUUCUAAGCACAAAACCGUUCCCGUUUACCCGGAGGGCAAGCCGCAGGUUUCCGCCCCGCCCCCUUCCGCCUUCCGGUGCUCUUGGACUCUGCCCGCCCCGGACCCGCCUGGCCUGGCCAUGGCUCCGCUCCGCUUCUCGGCCAAUCUGUCCUGGCUGUUCCCCGAGCUCCCCGGCCUUCCCGAGCGGCUCCGGGCCGCGGGCAGCUCGGGCUUCGAGGCCGCCGAAGUGGCCUGGCCGUACGCGGAGCCGCCCGAGGCGCUGGAGCGCGCCGCGCGGGACGCAGGCCUGCAUCUGGUGCUGAUCAACACGCCCCCGGGAGACCAAGAGAAGGGGGAGAUGGGGCUGGGGGCCGUGCCUGGGAGGCAGGCGGCUUUCCGAGAGGGGCUGGAGAAGGCGGUGCUGUACGCCAAGGCUCUGGGCUGCCCCAGGAUCCACCUGAUGGCUGGCCGAGUACCCCAGGGGGCUGACCCAGCAGCAGUCAGGAGCGAGAUGGAGACAGUUUUCUUGGAGAACCUGAGGCAUGCAGCUGAGGUUUUGGCUCAGGAGCUUUAUUCACAGCAUCCAACAUGGUGCCAGGAGAACCUCGUGGGAUUGCUGGAGCCCAUUAACACCCGAAUCACUGACCCUCGGUACUUCCUGGACACACCCCAGCAGGCGGCAGCCAUCUUACAGAAGGUUGGAAGACCCAACCUCCAACUACAAAUGGACAUAUUCCAUUGGCAGAUCAUGGAUGGGAACCUGACGGGAAACAUCCGGGAGUUCUUGCCCAUUGUUGGUGAGGGGGCUCCCUUCCUUUUUCUUGCUGGUCUGCUCUGCUUCCUUGUACACCCUUUUAGCCUCCACUGUCCCUCAGGCCUCAAUGGGAGCCUUGUCCCUUGUCUCCCCACAUCUGUCCCCAGGGCAUGUGCAGAUAGCACAGGUCCCGGGCCGAGGGGAGCCAGGCAGUCCUGGGGAGCUGUGCUUCCCCUACCUAUUCCAGCUGCUGGAAGAUGAAGGCUACCAAGGCUUUGUGGGCUGCGAGUAUCGGCCUCAAGGAGACACAGUAGAGGGUCUGAGUUGGCUCCAUUCAUAUUGGGAUAGGCGGGGCCGCCCACGGGCUGGCGAGUGAGGUCCUGCAUACCACCCACCGCUCUGGGACAGUGAGCAUCUGCAUCUCCUCUGAAUUAAAGAUGCCUUGUGGAAUACUUUCA
Molecule: messenger RNA, 1495 nt
Organism: Heterocephalus glaber (naked mole-rat)
Lineage: Eukaryota; Metazoa; Chordata; Mammalia; Rodentia; Bathyergidae
Gene: Hyi
Product: hydroxypyruvate isomerase (putative)
Biological process (GO): glyoxylate metabolic process
Molecular function (GO): hydroxypyruvate isomerase activity
Source: RefSeq, a predicted model, not a curated record